AUGGAGCCACGUAUCGACCCUGUUGUCGAUAUCAAAGCGAAUGCCCCCCCUGUGGGUGAUCAUUUGGCGUACCUCAAUUUUAUCACAAAGGUAUUAAUUGAUGAUCAACCCGCAGUAGACUUGCGAUUAGAGCUCCUUUCAUCGUUAAAUGAUGUGCUUCAAGACAAAGAGCGGGCGAAUUUGAUAGGAUGGGACAUCAUGCCUACGCUUCUUCGAGUUCCUGGCUCCGAAUCUUGUCUCAUAACUAUUGCACGCCUCGCAAAUCCGAGAGAGAUUAUAAUUGGAGUUGUGGAGGCAAUGUCGGAGCUGGAUCUCGAGGAUGUGGAAGACAAUUGGGAUGAAGAACCAAUCGAAAAUGAGGAAGGUACUGCUGUCAAAGAAUCAAACGAAAUUGAUCGCUUUUGCCUUCUACUCAGUCUGCUUGCUAUAAUUCACCCUCGGAUCAAGACCAAACAUCCUUCACGCUUCCUUGCGAACUCCAUAGAUACAAUCACGAAUGCAUUUCAUCCCUCCCACAAGGCAGUACUUGCAGUUGGCAAAUUCAUACAGACAUUGUCUGGCAAGAAGCGCCCUACACUCCCUGGACGAAAAUCGAGUCUCAGCAUUACCAAUUUUAUGCGCCACGAGGUAGAUUCUUCACUGCCAACUGCACCAGAUCCAGAAUCAGAGGAGGAGGAGUCCUAUGAGUCUGCCAUCCAGCAGAAGUUGUUACAAGGCUUCGCAGUACAUAUAUUGGGUCUCUACAUAAACGAACAUCCGAUAGAGUGGGCAGGACGUCUGCAAGAAUUGUUUGAGCCCGAACGAGUCGUGGCUGGUAGAACAAGUUUGUGUGUAGCGUUUCGGGUCGACCCCGGUCUUCAAAUUCGGGAUGAAGUGACUGGACAGAUUGUCGCUCUUUGCCGUGAUUUAGGACUCGCCGAUUACAAUCUGCUUUUCGAUACGAUCUAUGCUACUCCACCAAUUGCGCGGGUGCGGUCGGAACACGAAGACCCCAGAGAUAACCUACCUGACUCCCCGGAAGAGAUCCCACUAUCACCAAAUGGUAGCUUGUUCCUUCUCACCUCACUAGUAUUUUCCUCCCUCAUGUUUAAAACAAAAAGCCCAGAGCCGGUCAUGUCCAUAUUCCCUGAUCAUGCGAAACUUGUCGCUCGAUUCUUUGACUCUGCAGAUGGAUCAUCUAUUGCCAUCGUUGAUGCUGUAGUUGCGAUUGGUUUAUGGUUAGAGCACUCAAAUAAAUUUGUAUCUGGAGAAUUCAAGGACAAUGACUAUAUGGCACAUUUACGGGCUUUAUCAUUAUGGUCUGCCACAAAUCCUUCUCCGGGUCUGCGGUACUGUACACAUAAACUCACGUCUGCCAUAUUACACGCCCAUCCCGUGGAUGCGAUAAGAUUGGUUUUCAUCUCAAAGACGCUCCAGGGUUCUCCAGAUGAAAUCAGCGCGAUAGCUCUGAAAGUAUCUGCUAUUACUUGGCUCAAGGAGGAAUUAAUUACAGCCCAUGAGAGGAAAUCACAAAAUCUUUUUUCUACCAGCUCUGUCCUACUAGAGACAAAAUCCCAAAUCUUCCCAAAUCUUUCAAUACUUGUUGAUGAUUCGGAUGAAGAAUUGACUAAUGAUUUAAUGGCAUCAUUUGCAGUCCACAUGGCUGCGCUGAAUUUCUUAUUUUUUAUCACAGCAGAGCAAUAUGCCAAUAUCAUACCACCUGGAAUGAUGACACAAGUCGAGAGCGAAUAUAUUGUCCCUUUGAAAACUGCCCAAGAAAGAGUACUGAAGUUCUCGGGUUCAUCUGAAGAUACAGAAGCUCCACAUAUGGAAUUAGAAUUGUUGGGCGAACAAAUCUCAAUGUGUUUAUCAAGACUUCAUGAGAAAUGA
Molecule: messenger RNA, 1869 nt
Organism: Sclerotinia sclerotiorum 1980 UF-70
Lineage: Eukaryota; Fungi; Ascomycota; Leotiomycetes; Helotiales; Sclerotiniaceae
Exons: 2
Coding region: 1-1869 (622 amino acids)
Biological process (GO): cellular response to oxidative stress
Cellular component (GO): cytoplasm
Source: RefSeq, a predicted model, not a curated record